This is a messenger RNA of Fimicolochytrium jonesii, 798 nucleotides long. RefSeq lists its product as uncharacterized. The record is from RefSeq and is a predicted model, not a curated record. The transcript has 2 exons. Bases 92 to 607 code for a protein of 171 amino acids. Gene Ontology annotation, biological process: tRNA-type intron splice site recognition and cleavage. NCBI's taxonomy places the organism in Eukaryota, Fungi, Chytridiomycota, Chytridiomycetes, Spizellomycetales, Powellomycetaceae. Gene Ontology annotation, molecular function: tRNA-intron lyase activity.
UGCGUAAACUUUUUCUACCGUCAUUGUCUCUCUGGACAGGAGGAUAAAGAAGGCAUGUGGGGACGAUACGACACGUAGAUAUAUUCCUCCAAUGUUUGUGAUAUCACUUGCGCGAUGGGAAUGUGAGCAUUUCCAGAGUGUUAUUUUAAAUAAAGAGAGAAGAGCAUUUCCCUCCACGCAACGAUUCAGAGCGACCCUCCAUAUCCCGGGCUUGACGAGUGUGCAAUCCUCCGUAUACCUCCACCGUUCUCGAUUCCGCCACGCGCUGAUGACAUUCCCGUUUCGGGUUUUUGCGUUUUCGGAGGAUGAUAUUAAACACAUCACGUUUCCCACGAUGCGUCAAGACUUACGUUACGCCCCUUUCAAGUUUCGAGUAGCCGCGUUGACGUUGCGUACUCGAUACCAUGUCCUUGGUGCGCUGGUCGGUACACUGCCGAAGAUGCCGCUGCAGAACACUUUCUUUGGACUGCCCGUGUUGUUGAUGGAUGAGGAGGUGACGGUGCUGUUGCGGAAUGGUCUAAUAAAACCUGCAGCGUCGCCUGGGGUCACGGCAUACCCACGAAGGAGGAUAUACAGGCGCUGGCGACAAAGCGAGAAGAAGCGAUGAAUAUGUACCUGGAGGAGAGGAGGAGAGUGGCCGUCAUCAUAUUGAUCAAAUCAAAAAGAGCCGCUGCGCGGACGAAAGCGGGCACAAAGCCGGGAAAGAAGAAGAAAGAGGAGUUUGGGAUUUCGACUUCUACGGAUCCCAGUGAGCCAGAGCAAAUUGGGUCUGGGAGCGAAUCGAUGGGAGAACGGAAG